Papilio polytes (common Mormon) is the source of this 5388-nucleotide messenger RNA. Its product is annotated as hemicentin-1-like. Bases 61 to 4581 code for a protein of 1506 amino acids. NCBI's taxonomy places the organism in Eukaryota, Metazoa, Arthropoda, Insecta, Lepidoptera, Papilionidae. Gene Ontology annotation, molecular function: hydrolase activity; nucleic acid binding; metal ion binding. The record is from RefSeq and is a predicted model, not a curated record. The transcript has 25 exons.
CAAGUGUUAUACGUAACUUAAUAGUGUACUGUCGACAGCGAAAUUGAUCAGUCGUGCAAAAUGCUUAUUAAAAUUAGUUAUGUAUUUUUCACACUCGGUAUAAAUAGUUUUUUCGUAUACGGACAAUUAGCAGACCAAAAGAGCAGUUUCGCUUUUGUAAUAGAUGACACUGGAUCAAUGUACAAUGAGAUAGAGCAAGUGAAAGUUAAAACUGAAUUAAUAUUCGACAAGAUUGUAGAAUCUGAUUCAUCACAAAUUGGAAAUAUUAUUUUAGUGACAUUUAACGAUCCACAUAUUCGAAAGGCGCUCGUAACUACAGACGAAAAUGAAUUCAAGACAGCUUUAAACGCCAUUAAGGUUGACGGUGGUGAUGAUUGUCCGGAGAUGGCGAUGAAGGGAAUUGAGGAGGCUUUGUUAAAUUCCAUGCCAGGUUCAUAUAUUUUUGUGUUUACUGACGCUUCGGCUAAGGACUACGGUGAAUUCCCAAAGAUUAAAAGAAUGGCACUCAAACAAGGAUCACAGAUUGUAAUCGUGUUAACGGGAGUUUGUCCUCCAUUUCUUGAAUCUGAUCCAGCUUACAAAGUAUACCAUGACCUUGCUUUUGCUACCUCAGGACAAGUAUUUCACAUUGAUAAAGGCGAGCUUGAAGAGGUGUUAGAUUUCGUUGGUAAAACUCUUGAUGAAAGACGAGCCGUAUUAACUUCUGCAGUAUUACCACCUGGAUACAACAAUACGUUAAAACUUCCUGUUGACAAAGAAAUUAACGAUAUUCACAUAUCUGUGUCAGGCUUAAAACCAAAGGUUAAACUAUUAAAACCAGACGGAAGUGACGCUAAUACAACAGAUAUCUUCAAAAAUGAACAUACUGUGGUAGUGGGAGUUGAAAAAUUGGGUUCAGGAGAUCAUACGGCUGAAGUUGGCAGUGAGAUAAGCUCGAGCGUUGUCAUAACCGGAGUAACUGCUAUAAACUUCCAACAAGGUUUUACUGGAUCCAGACCAACGUCAAUCAAAACUACCGUAACCAGACCCAUUCUAGGCAUACCAUCGUUUUUAGCAAUAGAAUUAUCAAGUAAAGCCAAGGAUGUUGAAUUGAAUGAAGUGGAAUUAUUAGAUUUGGAUGGUAACGUUUUGUUUGUAAGGCCAUUAAAAAAAGUCAGUCAAUAUUUCUAUGUGGCUGAAAAAGAGCUACCUCCAACUUCGAUUUUCAGAAUAGCGGUAAAGGGAUAUAAUACAAAAACCAAAGAACCAAUAAAACGACUAUCGUUCACACCCAUUGAACCUCAAACGCCAUCAACGGAGGAUAAAGCAGAAAAUAGAGCACCGACCGUAACAUUAAUUGGAGAUCCUGCAAGGGAAGUGAAAUAUGGUGAUCCGUUGCAGCUCCAAUGUAAAAUCAAUGCGUAUCCUACGCCGAAAGUAAUAUGGAUAGACGAAAAGACUGGAUCGACAGUUUCAGAAAUGGUCGUAGAAGAAGAAUUGCCAUAUGAUUACUUAAGUGUACUUGAUUUAGAGGAAGUAAAGGCGAACUCUUCUUAUCAAUGUCGAGCAUCUAAUGACUUUGGUCAAGAUAAUGUCACAGUAACUGUACAAGCUAUUGAUACAUUCGUUGCAUUGAACGUUUCCGAAGACACAAGUAUUGACUACGACGAUGAAGGAAAGUUGUAUUGCAUCAUUGAGGCAAAUCCUCCAGCAGAAAUCACGUGGUAUCUCAAUGGUGAAUUGUUAGACACAGACGAAGAUUUAGAAAAAUCUGAAGAUGGAUCUGUUCUCAAUAUAAUAUACAUGAAACCAAAGUUUGAAGGAGAAUACAUUUGCGAAGCUAAAAACGAACUCAAAAGACAGAUUUACUACAUCAAUGUCGUCUUGACAGGAAUAGCUGCACCGAUAAUCGAUGAUUCCAUUAACCAAGUCAACGUAACUAGGAAAAAUGAUGCUACAAUUAGUUGCAAGGUCAUUGAAGGAGUACCCCAACCAGGAAUAAAAUGGAGUUUUAAACAUCGUUACGCCCAAGUGUUUAGUCCCCUUGAAAAUUAUUCGGAUCUACUUAAAAUAAAUAACACAGAUCUAAAUAAUGCAGGAACGUAUAAAUGCGAGGCGUUUAAUUUGUUUGGACAAGUUGAACACGAAAUAGAACUAGUAGUUAAAUAUCCACCAAAAAUAAGACCAAAAAAGCAAACAAUAAAAAGUAAAUUAGGCACACAUAUUUACUUAACGUGCCAAGUAGACGGUAUACCGCGUCCAAAUGUGAAAUGGACAUUCAAUGGAGUCGAGAUCAAGAAAUCUAUACGACAACGAAUUUAUCGAGACAACAUGUUGGGUAUGAAGGCUUUGAUAAGCGACUCGGGAACAUAUUAUUGUAAUGCUGAAAAUGAAUUGGGAUCCGAUAUUAAAAUCGUGGACGUUAUGAUAUAUGACGACGUUAGAAUAACUCCGCCAACGAAGAGUACAUGGAAAGUAAAAGUCGGAAGUACAAUAGAACUACCUUGUGAGGCGUUUGGACAUCCUAAGCCAAGUAUAAAAUGGAUCUUCAUGAAGGGGCAUAACCAUUCCGAGGUACUAAGGCAGAAUGAUCCUUCGGGGACGCUACGGCUGUCUAUAGUACAACUACAACAAAGUGGUCAUUAUUCAUGCGUUGCACAGAAUUCCGGAGGUUCAAGAAAUAUAUCUUACACGCUACAAGUACAAGGUCCACCUGAGAUCGUAACGUCCUCAGUAUCUAAAACCAUCAAUGCUGUUGUCAACGAUUUAAUUUUAACACUCCCUUGUGAAGCAAAUGGAAAUCCGAAGCCGACAAUCAUUUGGAUGAAAGACACCUUUCAAAUUGCUUCAGGAACCGAUUGGCAUGAUAUAAGGGAGGACGGCACUUUGGUAAUAAAGAAUGUUGACGACAUUACCCAGGGCAGAUAUGUUUGUAUAGCAGAAAACUCAAUGGGCACUGACACUGACUACUACGAUAUUAAUGUCCAAAGUUAUCCCGAUGAAAGUGAGAAAAAAACCGUUCUGGAUGUUCAAUACGGAGACACGAUUAAAAUUGAUUGUGAUAUACCUCAUACGCUUAGCGAUCAGUUGACUUGGUAUAAGGGCCCACUUUUAAUAGCAACCGAUGAAUUAUAUUUGAAAAACAUCAACAUGGGAGACGGUGGAGUUUACACUUGCCGAGUUAACAACUUUUCUGGAGCGACGAGCGCCUCUAAAAUAAUAAACGUUCAGUACCCGCUUUACUUCUACGAACCAGCCAACGAAAGUAUAUAUUAUGUAGCCGAUGCUGAGGCUUAUUUGUCAUGCAAAGCCUCUGGUGUGAAAACUGUGAAGUGGUUCCAUGAUGGGAUACCAAUAGAUUAUUCCGAAAUGGCUUACCGAUUUCCUAUGAGUCCCAAAGAUCUGGGACGUUUUACAUGUAAUGUGAGCAACGGCUUUGAAACAAUAACUAGAGAUUUCCAAAUUAUUCCACAAUGCUUGUUAAAAAAUGAAUGGAAUCCUGAUAGCCCAACAGUGUCUGUACUGGAAUUUAGAGAUUCAUCAAAGGCGGAGAACGUCAAUAUGACUUUUGAAGAAGGCUCCGAAAUAGUAAUUUACUGUAUAAAAGGAUUUGAAAUGUUCCCUGGAACUGAACUGGUAGCUUAUUGCGUUUUCGAUACCACGCUAAAAAUUGGUGAUAAAGAAAUUGAUUACAAUGAUUUAAAAUGUAAAAACGACAUUACGCCGGUUGCAAAACCCACCGGGGAACGUUGCAGUCCAACAAAACGCAAUACAGAAACAAUUAAAGUUGGAAUUGAAACUGAUGGAAAAUUCGAUGAAGUUUAUGAGAUAUGCUAUGAUAAUAUCAAUUACGUACCUAUUUAUUCAACACAUAAAAUAAAUGGAUCUUUAGCUUUAGUAAAACCUAAAGAUGUUAAAUGGUACGAUAAUGAGUUAAUCAGAUAUAAUUUUAAUGAAUUGUAUGACUGUACACAACAAAUGUAUCAUAUCAAUUCAAUCAAACCGUUAGCAAGAGGUUUUAAUUGUUGUUUUACUAAAAGGCAAUUAGUUAACCCUCAAGAUGUAUCCCUUGGCGUGUCCCAGAUCGCUACAUACAGUUAUUUGAAUGUAGUACCACAUUGGAGCACAUGCGGGACGUCGAACUGGGAUGACAUUGAAAUGAGAAUCAGAAUAUUAGUAACACCGCUGACCAGAAAUCUGAUCGUUAGAACUGGUGUUUCUGGGCAACUUCAAUUACCGACUACUACAUCAAAAUUGCAGAAUAUAUUUAUAUAUGACCGAAACGACAAACGACAGCCCGUUCCAACGUUUUUAUGGAAGGUUGUUCAAGACGAAUAUACAAGGUCAUCGUUAGCUAUCAUUCAAGUAAAUGUUCCUGAUUUAAAACUAUCAGAAGCCCGUAAAUAUGUCGUGUGCAAAGAUAUUUGCAAUUUGGUGAAAUGGAUGCAGAGCCCAGUAUGGCGUGACGUCAAAUUUGGUUUUACUUAUUGUUGUACAGUGGAGGAAUUUGAAAGAGCUUUUGGUUUAGAAGGACAAUUCAGUCCCGGUCUUGAAGGAAUAUUGACUGAUGCGUCCUUGUUACCGGAUACAGGACGGCUUUAACUAUAAUAAGGCUAUAACCAUGUUAAAGAAAGCAAUAAUUUGUAACGAUAAUAUUUUAAUGACUAUCACAGUUAGCCAAAGAAUAACACCUUUACUUGCAUAAAUCGGUAAUAUAUCACAAUAUCAAGUGCAUUUUGUAUAACACAUUAGUAUUUAAUAAUUACUUAACAACAUAGAUAUUAUUAUAGAGUUUUAUUCAAGAACUGCUAAGUGCUUUAAUCUUUCUUUUAUUAUAAAAAAUCUUUCAAUAUUAAUUUGAUAAAGAUUUAUUAUUUUAUUUCUCUUGUGCCCUUACUAUUUAAAUUUAAGCGCCUACCUAAAUUACGCAGCAAUGUUUACUAGAAAUGUUCUUGCUAUUUCUUCCCGUGAGUACAUAGAAUACUAUAGAAGUAUUUUAUAAAAAAUUAGUUGUUGAAUAUUCUUAGGCGAUUAUUGCAAUUAAAAUUCACGUAUAAUAACUUCAAACGAUAGGUUAACAGGUUUAAAGUGUCAAAAUUUAUUGUAUUUUAAGUAAAUGUUGCUCGUACUAUUUUAAGAAAGAAAUGUCUUAGGACAUAUUAAAAGAAUUUUUGAGCGACUUAUAUAAAAUUAGAAGAUACAUGUAUAUCCUUUCCUUUUGUAAAAGAACUUCUAUUAAAUGUCAUCAAUAAUCACGUUCAAAAUAGAAUAUGUUAAGAUUACGAUAAAAGUUCACCUCACGCAUAGUUCACGGACAACGUUUGUUUCUGUGAUGUUACAAAAUGUAAACUGAAUGGUAAUGAUAUUUUUAUGAAGCACGAAUUACUGUGUAACAUAAAAUUAUUUAAA